AAUGUAUUUCUCUUCGUCUUCGUUUUGAAUUACAGCCGACCAGAGCCAGCGAUUUUCGGUGGAGGCCGCUGCUAGAAUUUCCUGCGCUUCUUCGUUUAACCCGGUGCGCCCUUUAACGCUAGUUAGCCAGUACCCUCCGAAGGGCAAAGUUGUUGUCUUCGGCGUCGUCGUCGUCGUCGUCGCGUUGGUAAUUGAGCGCUAAUCUAAUCAGAGGAAUGUGUGUGCUCGCCGCAACCUAGCAAUCUGACAGAGCAGCCAGCAGUCAACCAACCAGUAGCAGUUUCACAGCGCGGAGACCGGGAUUCUCACCGAAAUUAACGUGAAUCAAGUGACACAUAGUGAGGAGGUAUCAAUAUCAAUAUCAUCAGAAGCAGCAGCAACGAGAGCUCCGCGACUUCGGUCGGUCGGUAUGCGAUAUUUUGGUGAUAGGCGUUCCCGAGUUUGUUAUCAGAAACCAGAAAGACUCGGUACGGUGACGACGUCUGCCGCUCAUCGUCUGCAUACCGCCGUCAUGUGGUGCCACCACUGUCAGUGAAAGAGAAGAAAAAAGUUCAAUUGUUACACUCAUCUGAAGUCUAAUUAUUGGUUGGGGUUGCGUGCGUGUGUACUCUGUUGAAGAAGAAUCAAUAUAUUCCAAUCGAAUAUGAGUGACAAUUUUCCGUCUUCAGGGUGAUCCGAAUAUUUAUACAACAAAUCUGUGUUCCACCGUGUGUUGCAGCCUCGUAUAGGCAUAGUAGGAUAUUAAGUGUAAAGGUGCUCGAAUCAAUCGAUUGUGUGUGCGGGAGUGUUCUAAUUACGUGAUUAAUCCGUAAAAGGGAAGACCGGGUGUGUCACAUCCAAAACAAGAAUCUACGACGAAGUACAAUCAUGAUAAAACAAUGUCACCGGCGAUGAUCUCCAUUGUGCACUGUUUGGCAAUAGGGAUUUUGAUUUUUUGGUGCGGGAAAUGGAUCGUCCACCUGAUGGCCAUCACCUACGGGAAGCUGAAGCUGCACAAAAAGACCACCUCGGCGACGCAGCCUCGUGAAACACCGUAUCCCUCGGUGUCCAUUCUGAAGCCCUUGAUGGGCUUGGAUCCGAAUCUGUCGAGCAAUUUGGAGACGUUUUUCCUAAUGGACUACCCCACGUACGAGUUGCUAUUCUGUGUUGAAUCAUCAGACGAUCCCGCCAUCGAUGUGGUCAACCGACUGCGGGAAAAGUAUCCAAACAUCGAGACAAAUCUCCUGCUGGGGGGGUCCAACGUCGGGGUGAACCCAAAGGUGAACAAUCUCUACCCGGGCUACAAGGUGGCCAAAUACGAGCUGAUUAUGAUUUCGGAUGCCGGUAUCCGAAUGAAGUCGGACACACUCACCGAUAUGGUGAAUCACAUGACCGAUAAGGUCGGUCUCGUUCACCAGAUGCCGUUCGUGUGCGACCGCGAAGGCUUCGCGGCUGCCUUCGAGAAAAUCUACUUCGGGACGGUGCAAUCCCGGAUCUAUCUGUGUGCCGAUCUGCUCGGCAUCAACUGCCACACGGGCAUGUCCUGUCUCAUGCGGAAGUACGUCCUCGACGAGCUCGGGGGAAUCGAAUCGUUCGGAUGCUAUCUGGCGGAGGAUUUCUUCCUGGCCAAAGGCUUCCACGACGCCGGCUGGAAGCUCACCAUCAGUAGCCAACCUGCGUGGCAAAAUUCCGGCAUUUGUGAUAUUAGCAGCUUUCAGGCACGACUCACACGCUGGGCGAAACUGCGUGUCGCCAUGGUCCCCACGACCAUCCUCCUAGAACCGCUGUCCGAGUGCAUCAUCGUCGGAAUGUUUGCCUGCUGGGCGGCCAAAAUCCUAUUCCGGUGGAAUCCACUCGUGUUUUUCCUCAUCCACACCCUGUUCUGGUUCCUGUCGGACUGGAUCCUACUGUCAAUCAUCCAGAAUGGAUCGUUACCAUUCAACAAGUUCACCUUCCUGGUGGGGUGGGCCUUCCGGGAGCUCAGCGGGCCGUACCUGUUCUUCAACGCCCUCUGGAACCCGGCCAUCAGAUGGCGAACGCGGGUCUACAAACUGGCAUGGGGUGGAGUCGCCUACGAACUCACCUCCCAAAUCAAGUCGUAGCUCUUAAGUGUACACCCACGAACACACACACACACUCAUCUAACUAUUAUCAUAUUUUUUUUGUGUCAAUCAAUGUAUAAAGUUUAAUUUAUAAACCACAAGCCCUCUUACGCGAUAAGAAUAUAUUUUCGAGGAACUUUUACCCGACACGUGGGAAGUUUUCGUUUUAGCGUUUAAGCCAAAAGGAUUCCAAAAGCAGCAAACGGUCGAAUCAUGUUUUUUUUUGUUUCUGUCCUAUCGAUUUAUUUCUUUUUUUUUUUGUUACGUUUCAUCUUUUAUGUACAUAUUUAAUUCUUCGCCUUCAGAAAACAAAGUGUUAUUUACGGAUCUA
Aedes albopictus (Asian tiger mosquito) is the source of this 2412-nucleotide messenger RNA. It is a transcript of the gene GlcT, whose product is annotated as ceramide glucosyltransferase. Gene Ontology annotation, biological process: glucosylceramide biosynthetic process. Lineage: Eukaryota; Metazoa; Arthropoda; Insecta; Diptera; Culicidae. The record is from RefSeq and is a predicted model, not a curated record. Gene Ontology annotation, molecular function: ceramide glucosyltransferase activity. The coding region runs from base 879 to 2081 and encodes 400 amino acids. The transcript has a single exon. Gene Ontology annotation, cellular component: membrane.